AUGAUGGGAAAGAGAAUGCAUCAUAAUAGUAAAGGAAGAUUAGGUAGUAAAGGCCAUGAUAAUGGGAAACCAUCUAGUCCCGGAAUUUCUCCUUAUAAUAAACCUGCAAAAAUACCAAGUGUAGUAUCUGUUGGCAAAACAAAAGCUGAAAUGUGUCCUAUUCCAUAUAUUAGACAACAAGACAAUGCUAUAAGUUUGCCCAGGUUGACUGCUGUUGCAGCUAGACCGGCUGAUGAACUCAUUGGGAUGGAUGAGUUGGAUGCAUUGCAAUUAGAGUUGGAGACCCUUUUGUGCAAUACUGCACUUCGCAUUAGAUAUUUUCAAGGGGAAAUAGAAAGUAUUGAUACCAAUGAGUCUAAAAGAGAGAAAAAAGGUAAAGCAGCUGGUAAACAAUUACAAUAUUCCAUGAAACGUAAAUUUCCAGAUGAUAAGUUAGUGAAAACCAAAGAUUAUGCAAAAAUAUCAAAUCAGCCAAAGGUACCAAAAUUAAAACAUUUUAGUAAUACUUCAUCAGGUGCAUCACAUAACUACCUGAAUGAUAGUACAGUCAAUUCUGAUAAUUCUGUCAAGUUAGAAUUAUCCCAAUUACCUUUACCAAAGAAUAACAUUCCAUAUAAAUUUUGGAAUUCAGUAGAUCCCUAUUGUGCACCCGUGACACUAGAUGACAUUAAAUUUCUUGAAUCUUUGCUUGUACAAAGUAGUAACACUACACUUCCACCUAUUCCUCCUCUUGGUCGUCACUAUUCUGAAGUUUGGGCUGAUGAACACCUUGCAGAAGACCAAAAUGCUUCAAAUCCUAAUAAACAAAAAUCAUCUGGAAUGUCUCCUGAUGCAUCAAAUUUAAGAAAAAAAAUGGAGAAAUCUUCAGAUAAUAUGAUAACUGGACCUUUGACACAAAGACUCGUGUCGGCUUUGAUGGAAGAAAAUGUUAUGCCAUAUGAAGUCCCCGAUAUUAAAAUUAAGCAGUCCACAAAUACAAAAAAUAACUAUAAAAAUUCUUUGACCUUAGAGAAAUGUCUUAGAAAAGAAUUAGUGGAACAAGGUAUAUUGGAUCCAGAAGAUUUACCACCACUUACAAAUCCAGCAGAUGAUGAAAUAUUAGCAGAAAUUAAGAAAUGUCAGACAGAACUGACUGCUGUUAGAAAAGAAAAUUGCAGAAAUCUCAAAAAUCUGAUUGGCUUAUGCAAGCAAGAAAUGAUAAGACUGAAUUUAAAAAAACAGCUGGAUCAGGUGGAUAUGGAAUGCAUUGAUACUUACAAAAAAAUGGUAGCUGCUAAACAAAAGAAGCGUCCCAUCACAAAAAAAGAAAAAGAGGAUGCUUGGAGAGCUAUAAAUGAACAAAUAAGACUAAAUAAGGAAAUUAGUAGCUUGCCUUUAACAGGUCCAAACACAAGU
Molecule: messenger RNA, 1395 nt
Organism: Brenthis ino (lesser marbled fritillary)
Lineage: Eukaryota; Metazoa; Arthropoda; Insecta; Lepidoptera; Nymphalidae
Source: the annotation of a GenBank genome assembly